AUGGCAGUCCGUUGGCUGGAACACCUCCACGCGCGAGAAACGCAGAAACGACGACGCUCGCGCGACGAAGAGUGGUUCUCCCACGGGGAAUCGUUCAACCCUACGGAUUUAGGCGCCAUGCUCAUGUCCGUCGCCGGGUUUACGUUACCGUCGAAAGAGGAAAUCGAGCAGUCGUUGAAUACGUUUUGGAACCGAUGGAUGUUUUUUGGAGGAGGACAUUUUGGACAAAAUCAUCAACAAAGCGUGUCGAUGUAUUUUAUGGUGUUCGCCUCGUGUAGCUUCGUUUUGACGUUACUUUUAGUCGUCUUGCUCGGGAUGAGGUACGAUUUUUCGAGAUUGGCGAUUAUUUUGAAAGAAGCGGUGAAGUCGUCGAGGCAGAACGUGUCCGCGAACUCCGUGAAAUCGAUUUGGUUUACGCUCAGUUCGCUCGUGUUUGCGAGAGAAUUGAUGAAGGCGGUGAAACGCAGAGUGUUUAAGAGACGAUUGAGAAGACAGAGAGAGUUAAGGCGACGGCUGAAUCAACAACAGCAGCAGCAACAACAACAAGAACAACAGUCUCUUCAGCAAAGAGAACGGGAAGGAGAAGGAGGUUCGGGGGAGCGCUCCGAGAAUAUCGACGCCGGUAAUACUACCGCCGGCGCGCGAAGACGGUUGGAAAAAAUUGUGGAGGAGAACAAUAAUAAUAAUAACAACAAUAAUUCGAGCAGCAAAACGACGGACGUGCAAGAAAUCAGCGGCGAAGAUGAUGAAGGCGAGGAACAGAACAGAGCGGCGUCUUCUCCUUCGCCAAAGGCGGCGCCCAAGGGUAACUUGCCGAGACGAGGGUCCAUGCUUGGUUUGUUCGUGAAAGAGUCCAGGAAACACUCGCACCAAGAGGCUUUCUUUGACGUCGCGAACGAGCGAACGACGUUUAAAGGUGCCGGGGUGGAUAAUCCGGACGUUGUACAAAAAUUAGAUUACGAAAAGUUUCGAGACCGAUUAGCCACGGGCGAACUCUCCGCCGCGGCGAAGAAGAACCAGAAAAACAACAACGAUAACCCUAGGUUUUUUGAAGACGAACAGGUACCAAAGUGCGAUUACGGCGAGUGGCAGGAGAUGAUGCGCAAAGAAGAUAAAGAAACCGGGAGCACGUACGUCGCUUGGCGUCACAUUCUCCCGUACGGUGGGACGGAAUACCUCUCGAAAUCGACGUUUCAAAACUGCACGCCGGAAGAGUUGUGCGAUUUCUUCAACUCGGACCAAACUAGAAAAGCGUGGGAUCCUUUACUCAUAAAAUCAGAAAUCAUCGAAAGAGACGUGAACACUGGUGCGGAUCUCGUGUAUUGGGAGCGGAAGUUACCGGUGAUUUCGAAUCGCGAUUACGUCUUUUCUCGACGCACGUGGACGGAGAAACAGAAAAGUCCCGCGAAUCAAAUGUUUGACGAUUUGACGCCGCCGACGACGCCGAUGAAAGGAGGAGGGAUGAGAUCGGCCGCAGAUUUUUUGUCCCCUUCUACCAGUAAGAAUAAUAAGAGCGUGUACUUCUCCAUCACGAAAGGGAUGAGUCAUCCGAACGUUCCAAAAUCGAAAAGAGUUUUGCGCGUCGAUCCGUAUUACUCGGCGUGGAAAAUCGAAGCCGUUCCUGAUUUCGAGAACGAGGAUGAAGUGCGCGGCUUAAAGCCGUACACCGCGGCAAGAUGUACGCUCAUUCACUUUGAAGAGCAGCACGUGCAACACGACGUCGCGAGACUCGCGGUGAGACACGGUAUGUGGUCCGUCGUGAAGCCUAUGAUUCGCGGGUUCCGCGCGUUUCAACGAGUUCGAGAGACGAAGUUUAUCGAACAAGAUUCCGGUGGCUUUAAUCGAAGAGACCAAGACAUGCUCGAAGACGUCGUUCACGAGAAACAAGUCGGAUUUAGAAUGCGAAAAGAAUUAGGAAUGGCGAUGAAAACCUUCGUGGUCCCAAUGCUUGUAGGCUUUUUGCUCGCGAAGCAAAGCUUUGGCGGCGGUUCGGAUAUAAACAAAUUAGACGUGGUCGGGAAGCUUUUACGCGCGCUCGAGAGGAAAGCAAACAGAGGAAGAGGUGAUGGUUCGAGGAAGAAUAGCAGUGCUAGUAUCGUUGAUACUUCUGUUGUUCCUUUGUCGUCGAUUCCGUUCUCCAUGGAAUCGCCGCAAAUUAAUUUAGAAGUCAGAUGA
Messenger RNA from Bathycoccus prasinos, 2175 nucleotides. RefSeq lists its product with no specific name. Gene Ontology annotation, molecular function: lipid binding. The coding region runs from base 1 to 2175 and encodes 724 amino acids. NCBI's taxonomy places the organism in Eukaryota, Viridiplantae, Chlorophyta, Mamiellophyceae, Mamiellales, Bathycoccaceae. The record is from RefSeq and is a predicted model, not a curated record. The transcript has a single exon.